This is a messenger RNA of Brassica rapa (field mustard), 1464 nucleotides long. Its product is annotated as NADH-cytochrome b5 reductase-like protein. The record is from RefSeq and is a predicted model, not a curated record. NCBI's taxonomy places the organism in Eukaryota, Viridiplantae, Streptophyta, Magnoliopsida, Brassicales, Brassicaceae. Gene Ontology annotation, molecular function: cytochrome-b5 reductase activity, acting on NAD(P)H.
ACUUUCAAUCUUCAGGUCUGGUCUCUCACUCACAAGGUUCUAAACCCCUCCCAUUGCGCUACUACCUUUGUUAUUCUCCUCCGAGAUCUGAACCAACGAUGGCGACCUCCUUCUUCCGACGACUCGCUAGGUCAGCUCCGAUCGCAUUCCCCGCCGCACUCCGAUCGCAAAUCAAAUCUGGUCAUGGUACUUUCCGAUUCUCCGCCGGCGCGAUCGCGGCACUUUCCGGCGGAUUCUCCUGUUACUACCUCACCUCCGGCAACAAUCUGGCGUAUCUGGAUCAAGCUAAGGAAGAGACUGGACCCAAAACAGGUGCUCUCUUUUUUACUCUUUUUUAUUUUCCUUUUUUGCGUCGGGCUCCUCCAUACACUUCUUCUUUUUUUUCUUAUGUUGUUAUUUUCCGACUGGUUUCAGCUCUGAACCCUGACAAAUGGCUCGAGUUCAAGCUCCAAGACACUGCUACUGUUAGCCACAACACCAAGUUGUUCAGGUUCUCAUUUGACCCCUCAGCUAAUUUGGGUCUGCAUGUUGCUUCUUGUCUCCUCACAAGGGCUCCUUUAGGCUAUAAUGCUGAAGGGAAAACGAAAUAUGUCGUUAGACCUUACACUCCUAUAUCAGACCCAGAGGCUAAGGGCUAUUUCGAUCUACUGAUUAAGGUAUACCCAGAUGGAAAAAUGAGUCAGCAUUUUGCCAGCUUAAAACCGGGGGAUGUGUUGGAAGUGAAAGGACCCAUUGAGAAGUUCAAAUAUUCGCCUAAUAUGAAGAAACAUAUUGGCAUGAUUGCUGGUGGAAGUGGGAUUACUCCAAUGCUUCAGGUGAUCGAUACCAUUGUGAAGAAUCCUGAGGACAACACGAAGAUAACACUACUCUAUGCCAAUGUUUCUCCGGAUGAUAUACUUCUAAAGCAAAAGCUCGAUGCACUUCAGGCAAACCACCCAAACCUGAAGGUAUUCUAUACUGUUGACAAUCCUACUAAAAAUUGGAAAGGAGGAGUAGGUUACGUUUCAAAGGAUAUGGCUCUGAAAGGCUUACCUCUUCCUGCUGACGAUACACUUAUCCUCGUGUGUGGUCCUCCUGGGAUGAUGGAGCAUGUAUCCGGAGGCAAAGCUCCAGACUGGUCACAAGGAGAGGUUAAGGGAAUACUCAAGGAACUCGGAUUCACAGAGCAAAUGGUUUUCAAAUUCUGAGAGGAUUAUGAAUCAAAAUUCCGUAGUUUCUGCUUAAGACAGGUUUCAUUUCAUGUAAUAAAGCGUCCCCAAGCAAACAUUAAUUGAUGCAGUAUGAGCUUUACACAGUACCUAUCAAGCUUUGCAAAAUAAACAAAGCAAAACAGAUCAGUUAGUCUUUUGUCUCUGGAGGAAGUAGCUAGAGGGACCUUUGCUAUACUUUGAUUUUGAUGAUAAAUUUCUAUGUGAUUUAAACUGCAAGAAAUUGGAUACGGUUUGAAAGAUAAAAGUUUGUUCA